AUGCCUAGAGACGAUCUCUCCAUUGAUUUUGUCAAGAGGAUGCCCCAAGCCGAACCUCUGGACCCAGGCUUGAUCCUGGACGACUGGAUCAACCGCGUCCAGAACCUUCCCGAAGAAAUUCGCUUCAUGCAUGAAGAGAUCGCCGACAAAGACCGCCAAUACAACGAAUGCAUCCGUAUGAUAGAAGACCGCGAUGGCAAGAUACAAAAAUGGAUCAAGUCCAACGGCAGCCACGAACCUAAUCCGAAAGAGGAGCUGCUACGUUCCCAGAUUCGUGACAAUUUCGCCAAGGCGGACAGGCUCGCACAGGACAAGAUCGCAUUGACACAGAAGCUUCAGUUGACCAUGGACAAACAUCUACGGAGUAUCGAUAUACAAAUCAAGCUCUUGUACGACCGCGCUGAACCAGGUUUUACGGACCCCGACGAAGUGCCGUCCCUACUACGCGCCAGCGCUGCAAACCAUACUGCGCCGUCGAUCCGAGCCAUCAACCCUUCCGCAAAUAUUACUGCCUCCGGCCCCUCGGCUGCUGCAAUAACUACAACUCACAGCAACCCCGCGACUACCAGACUCCCUGCGCACCCUCACAUUCGACUUGCCCAGCCUCAACCGAAUGGACCGCAACACUCUGCAUCUGCCCCAGCCACGCCAGCAGCCAGUAUCAUCCUAAACAGACAACGCGAAAGCUCGGCAGGCCCGGCGACAAAGCGCGGUCCUCGGGCAAAUACAGGUCCAGGUAACGCUCCUACCACAUCCAGUUGUCUGGCUAGGCAUUCAUCACUUGGUCCCGGGACGCCAAAAAAUGCAUCUGCUUCAGGCGCCGCAGGUGUCUUACGGGCUGGCAGUGCAGGACCUCGAUCUACCUCUGUCAAGGCCGGCUCAAACGCUGGCAGCCGCCGGGGCACGCCGACUGCGGCGUCACGAAAGAAACCACCCAACAAAUCCUCCCUAUCACGUGUGAAAAAAGCUUCGGCGCGAAAUUCGCCAGCUUCCACCGCAGACAGCGAUUUAUCUGAAGCAGAAAGCCUGAGCGGCGAAGAAGAGGAAAUGGUGGAUGGUCGAUCAAGGGGAACGCCCAUGGGCGAUGGCAAGGAUGCCGAUGGGGACGAACCGAUUGGAGAUGCUGACGAUGAUGACGAAGAGGGCGGCGAUGACAAGAAGUAUUGCCUGUGCCAUAAUGUAAGCUAUGGCGAUAUGGUCGCUUGUGACAACGAUAACUGCCCUUAUGAGUGGUUUCAUUGGUCUUGUGUCGGACUGAAAAGCGAACCCAAUGGUACUUGGUACUGUCCGGUUUGUGCCGAAAAAUUUCAGCGCAAAGCAAAAUAA
Molecule: messenger RNA, 1326 nt
Organism: Metarhizium album ARSEF 1941
Lineage: Eukaryota; Fungi; Ascomycota; Sordariomycetes; Hypocreales; Clavicipitaceae
Product: Zinc finger, FYVE/PHD-type
Exons: 1
Coding region: 1-1326 (441 amino acids)
Biological process (GO): regulation of DNA-templated transcription
Cellular component (GO): Rpd3L-Expanded complex; nucleus; Rpd3L complex
Source: RefSeq, a predicted model, not a curated record